This is a messenger RNA of Lactuca saligna, 1275 nucleotides long. The record is from the annotation of a GenBank genome assembly. NCBI's taxonomy places the organism in Eukaryota, Viridiplantae, Streptophyta, Magnoliopsida, Asterales, Asteraceae.
AUGUGGAUAUUUCUUGUGUUGAUGACGAUUGCUAAUCUCGGAGGUACGAAGCGUGUAACGAAAGAACCUCGACAAAUUUCGGUUGUGUCAACUGGUGAAGAAAGUGGAAGUGAACUGGAUCCAAAGUUGUGCAUGCUUCGUACACGUAAACGUGUUAUGACAUCCGUUGCAUCAAUAGGAGCAACUGUUGCGAGAGAAAAUACUCGAUCAACUUCAUUUCAGCCUGCCCAAGAAGAAAGUGUCUCUAGAACAACUUUUAAAACAACUGAACGCCCUCUUUCUCAAAAUAUGGAAUCUUUUCCAAACUCAGGUGAUACAGCAACAAGACAAAGUGGUUCCACCGAAGAUACUCAAAGAUUUUCAAUACCGUUAGUUGGUGAAGGAAAUGUCUCUAACACGACUGAUAACAUGGAAUCCCAAACUGAGCACUCUCAUGCUCCAAAUCAACGAUGGAGGCGAUGCCCUAAUAUUAAUAAAAAGGCUUCGCAUAUUUUGGACAAGAUUGUGGAGAAUCAACCAGAUGCACGGAUUACAUUGAGAAAAGAUACAUAUACUAAGAAAUUCGUUGGGGAUUCAGCAGUAUAUUUUGCAACGGAGGUUGGAAUUGUGAUGCGAAAGUUUUUGUCCAAUGGAAUUCCAUACAUGGGAAAAGUACCGAAAGAAAAUAAAGAAGAAAUGAUUGAUAGAUUACGUGCAAUGGAAACGCACACGAAAUACUUUGAAAGAUUUUGGAAGAAAAAUGGAAGAAUGACCGAUCCACAAUUAGCACGAUCUAAAAUGAAUCCAGAUUGUCGUAGCAAAGAAGAUUGGUCUCAUUUGUGUGAUUAUUGGGAGACAGAUAAAGCACAGAAGUAUGCAGAUCAAAUGAAAAAUAAUCGAGAAAAACUUGUGAUUUCAAGUAGAGGAGGUUCUCGAUCAAUAGCAAAUCACAAAUUUAGCAUGAAAAACAAAGAGACUCAAUUGCCUCCCACCCCAAUCGAAUUAUAUCAUAAGUUGCAUUUUCAUCCUACAAAGGAAUGGCUAAAUGAUGAGACACGCAUUCAAUAUGAAAAUAUUCUCCAAAUGAAAGAGGAUGAAUGUACCAAAUUAGUUUAUGCGGGAAUAAGCAUUACUCCAGAAAUGGAAUAUGAAAUAGAGAAAAAAGCCGUUAAAACCGUUUGUGCAAGACAUAAAACAUUACUAUGGAUGGGAGGCUUCAAGUGGACCUAUUAUGAGGAAAAAAGAUCUACAUAUCUUAUCAGCAGCGGAACCAUCUCAAUCAGCCUCAACGGAUGA